AUGAAGGCGACGACGACCACCAAGAAGAAACUCUCGAACAACAACAGCAACAAGAACAAGACGAAGACGAAGAGUAAGACAAAGACUCGUGACGAAAUAAAGCCCGAGGAAGGAGGCGCUUCUAUUCCCGAAAAUAUUUGCUCUCUUUUUCUCACCCAAGGGACUUUGGAUAUAAUAGUGAAACAGAACGUAUUGACCGACGGAAAAGACAAAGACAAAGACGAAGAAGGAAAAGCAGACGCAGACGCAGACGAGGAGGAAAGCGAAGAGAAACCUUUUAAGUUAUUAGAGGUGAAGAAAUGCGAGGUACUCAAAGACGUUCGAUUCCGCGGCGCGAUCUCGGAUUUUUGUUGUUUGAAAGAACAGCUGAUAAAAGAGGAGAAGAAAAACGAGACGGUUUUCAACGAGGAAACGUUUGUGUUGCGAAGAAAUGAGGAGGAUAAGUACGGGGACGGGAACAAUUUCGAACUCGCAUUGACCUCAGAACUCGGCGAGAUGUGGAAGAAAGAAGCUGAGGAGGAAAAAGCCGAGGAAGAAGCGAAGGCGAAGAAGACGUAUAUGUUCGAGUACGAGCCAAAACUUUGGGUAGAUCUCGGGUCGGCGCUGGAGAUGGAGAUGGAGAAGGAGAGAGAAAAUGAAGAAAAUAGCGAUGAUGAUAACAACUCAGAUCAAGAUAUAGACGAUGACGAUAACGAGAGCGACACCUUUUUUAUUGCGCACGAUUUUGGUAUCCAAAGUACGGCAGAGUUGGAAACGAAAAGUGUUCAAGUUUCGCCACCCGCUCGAGCAGAACACUCUUCGCAAUACGAGUUCAGAACGUACAAAUCCGACGUGGUGGACUUAGAACGCGUACUAAACUCUAAAAAGCUCGAGUUAUUCUUGAAAUCGUGCGAACCUUACGUGGAAGAAUGUUUGAAGGAAAACGAAUCAUUUGACAUCCUUCAGACCGAAAUCGAAUCUUUGAUUGUCUAA
This is a messenger RNA of Bathycoccus prasinos, 972 nucleotides long. RefSeq lists its product with no specific name. The transcript has a single exon. Lineage: Eukaryota; Viridiplantae; Chlorophyta; Mamiellophyceae; Mamiellales; Bathycoccaceae. Bases 1 to 972 code for a protein of 323 amino acids. The record is from RefSeq and is a predicted model, not a curated record.